Pelobates cultripes (western spadefoot toad) is the source of this 4404-nucleotide messenger RNA. The record is from the annotation of a GenBank genome assembly. Lineage: Eukaryota; Metazoa; Chordata; Amphibia; Anura; Pelobatidae.
AUGUCGGACACUCUGUCCCACUCUAUUAGCCAUGCCCUCUUGGCCGCCCAACAGGCCUCUACGCACAUUGCCCCUAACCCUACAGAACACAUUACAGGCAAGGCCAGUGGGCGCAAAGCCACCAAAAAAGCUCGUCACAUGGACGAGGAAGCCUCCAAAACUUUAAGGACAGACAGGGAACGUCCUGUCAAAGAUAAUGUGGUUGCACCACAACAAAGAGCCACCCACCGGGCAAAAUCGGUGCGGAGUUGGAAAAGGGCAAAAGCCCAAGUGGAAUCAUCCGAGUCAGAUUCGGAACAGGAGGAGGCAUGGAGCGAGUCUGAUGAUGAGGACUCAUUCAAUUUGGGCACACUAUUCCCCGACCACAGCGCUAUAUCUAUGUCUGGGAAUGAGGACGAGGACGGGGUGGAAGGCUUCACCCUCCUUGACCCACAGGGCGAACCUUUGUUUGACCCUGAUAGUCUGCAGCACCCAAGAUCUACUGAAUGGUUCCCGCUGGACCAUGUGGCAAAAUAUAUUGCCGCACGGAUCAGGAAACCCCUUGAUAAGGUGGCAAGAAGUAAGAUGCGGGCAGAAUGCCCACGCCCCACGCUCCCAGAUUUAAUAUGUAUCGCCCCUAUAGUGGACCCUAAGAUUGCCCAGUUCCUGGGAAAAACUGGGUGGAAGGCGAAGAAGGGUCUCGAUUUUGCACUUCGCCAUUGCCAGGAUAAGAUCCUGGAUGUCCUCGGACCCAGUGCAAAGAUCUUUGAUAUGGUUGAAACGGCACUGGCAGGCGGUGCUCCCAUAGACCCGCUAGCUAUCAGGGGCUGGAUACAGCGAGCCAUAUGUCUUCUUGGAAAUGCCAACGUGGCUCUAGCCACUGAGAGGCGAAAGGCUAUAUUGAUUAAAAUCGAACCAAAGCUAGUUGCCUUGGCUAUCACUGAACCUGGGCCACAGGCCAAAGGCCUUCUUUUUGGGGAUAGUUUUGUGAAGGAGCUGGGUACCUAUGUGGGCACUUUUACUGCUCUGGACAAGGCGCAAGCCAAUAUGAAAAAGGUAUUCUCCCAUAGAGUUUUUGGCGGGGCCGGCAGAUAUCGGGGCCGUCUGCCCGGCCGUUCUUCCCGGGGCUCGUACCGGGUUUCUAGAGGCCCCUUCCAGUCACGUUACCAGAGUGAGGUACCGAAGCCCUCUCCAUUCUUCCCAGUUCGAGGAAGACCCUGGCAGGCUCGUGGAUCCAGAAGCGUUUCCUAUGGCCGACGCCCUUAUGGUGAGUCUACUUCCUUCAUCACUAACUUCAGCAACGUUGGUGGGGGGCAGGUUAGGCCACUUUAUCGAUGCCUGGCGAAUGUUAACUUCCGAUACUUGGGUCCUACAAACUGUAGUGGGUUAUGCCAUAGAAUUUGUACAAACACCUGUCCAGAUAUCCCCCCCCAGACACAUAGUCUCCUCCAUCCACGACAGGGCACUAAUCACAACAGAGAUACAAUCCCUGGCCGACAAAGGUGCAAUCAUAGAGACGCAUCCAGGGGUUUCAGGUUUUAUAAGCAACCUGUUCGUGGUGCCCAAGAAAGGCGGGGGUGUCCGUCCGGUCAUCAACUUACGUCCCCUGAACGCCUUUGUUGCGUACCACCAUUUCAAAAUGGAGGGCAUCCACUCCCUCCGAGACCUACUCCUCUUGGAGGAUUGGAUGGUCAAACUCGAUCUGCAGGACGCAUACCUCACCGUCCCAAUGGCCGAGGAUUGCCAACAUUUCCUCCAGUUCCAAUGGGAGGAGACCACAUGGCGUUUCAAAUGCUUGCCCUUCGGCCUCUCCUCGGCCCCAUGGUGCUUCACGAAGCUCAUGCGGCCAGUGAUCGCUCUCCUACGCAGCAGAGGAGUACGUCUGAUUAUAUACUUGGACGACAUGCUGCUGAUGGCACAAGACCCACUCUUACUCCAAGAACAUCUGAUUUGGACAAAGACAUUACUCGGCAACCUUGGUUUCCUCAUCAACUGGGGCAAGUCGGUGGUACAACCCUCCCAAGUCUUGGAGUUUCUAGGCUUCACCAUCGAUUCAGUGGAAGGGACACUCCUGUUACCAUCGUCCAAAGUCAGGAUCAUCAAGAAAGAAAUCCGCCGGACACUGGCUCGCCCUGCACUAACGCUACGGCAACUGGCCAGGAUCAUCGGCCUUCUCUCAGCCUCCAUCCAGGCCAUUUUCCCGGGCCCACUUCACUACAGGGCCCUUCAACGCCUAAAGGCGAAAUACCUUCGGUCAGGUCUCUCCUAUUCAGACUCUGUGCCUCUCGAUUGUGCUGCCAAAGAAGAACUCUAUUGGUGGCUGCAACACAUGGAAGCAUGGAACGGAAGAGCAAUCUUUGGGACGAGGCCGGACUUCGUCGCGGAAUCGGACGCAAGUCUGCUGGGCUGGGGCGCGCGUUGUGGUCCUAUCUCCACCGGAGGGAAAUGGUCCCCAGACGAACAAGAGUUACACAUCAAUUGCCUCGAGCUUUUGGCGGGGUCAUUUGCAGUUCGGAGUCUCGUAGGUAUCUCAACCAACUGUUCCAUUCUUUUACGGAUGGACAACGUGUCAGCGGUCUGCUACAUCAAUCAUCUCGGGGGUACGAAGUCAGUGGUGUUAGCGGAUCUAGCAAAAGACUUCUGGCACUUCUGCCUAGAUCGCAAUAUUUCGGUUCAGGCGGAACACAUUCCCGGGAUGUCCAAUAUGGUGGCGGAUUGGAAUUCCAGAUACCUACGGGAUGCAAGCGACUGGCGGCUGAAGCGGGCCAUUUUCCUGCAACUUCAAACACUCUGGGGCCCACUAGGGAUCGACCUCUUCGCUUCACGGUUGAACUCCCAACUACCGAGUUUCUUCAGUUGGAGACCGGAUCCAGAGGCAUUGGCUUCAGAUGCCUUCCUCCAUCAGUGGCCGAACACACAAGCGUACGCUUUUCCUCCUUUCUCAUUGAUUGCGAGGACGCUUCUACAUCUCAGGCGCUACCGAACCUCCAUGAUUCUCAUCGCCCCAUUCUGGACGGCUCAACCGUGGUUCCCUACAUUCAUGGAGUUGUCCAUGGACUACCCAAGAUUGAGUCCAACCUCUCCGGACCUCUUGUUGGACCCCAACGGGGAACCGCACCCCCUACUAUUACAAGGACACCUCCAACUACUGGCAUGGCUCCUCUCCGGGGACUUGGAUUCAUCCCGGACGUUCCACAAACAACUAUUGACCUUCUGGCGGGAGCUUGGGCUCCUGGAACACGGAAAUCCUACUUACAUGCCUGGAAUUCAUGGAGUGGUUGGUGCAUGGAACAACACAUGGAUCCCUUAUCGGCACCUAUAAGUCAAGUUUUGAGAUUUCUCACUUCUCUGUUUGACCAUGGCCUAGCCUAUCGCACGAUAAAUGUGUACCGAUCGGCUAUUUCCGCAGGCCACCAAGGGUGGGAUGGUGCCCCGGCUGGUAAACAUCUCCUCGUAUGCCGACUCCUGCGCGGCAUUAGAUUUGCACGCCCACCACUACCUAGAUACUCUUCAUCAUGGGAUGUUGACCUUGUCCUCCAGUUUCUAGCAGAUUGGCCAAGGAACGAAGAUCUCUCACUGAAACAACUCACAGCAAAGCUGGCGAUGCUGUUUUCUUUGAUCUCCUGUAAGCGGGUGUCAGAUGUGCGUGCGUUGGACUUCUCUGCACGUUCAUUCACCCCCGAAGGUGUCUCGUUUAAUAUUUCCAGGCGUACGAAGACGUCAAUCACCUCAGUUUUCUACCCGGCCUUUCCAAAUAACUCCAAGCUCUGCCCAGUAGCAUGUCUCAAGGAGUACGAGUCCAGGACUUCUUCGAUUCGUGAUCCUGCAUAUCCUGAGUUAUUCCUGGCCCUUCGUCAUCCGUAUCAUCCUGUUUCAACAGUCACCUUGUCUCGUUGGGUCAAGUGGGUUAUGAAAUUAGCAGGCAUCGACACUUCUGUGUAUGGAGCACACUCGGUCAGGGGAGCCAUGGCGACUAAAGCAUUCUCCAAAGGCUGCAGGUUGGAGGACCUACUCCGGGCGGCUGAUUGGUCCCGCGAAUCUACCUUCAAGGAGUUUUAUUUUCGGCCAGUUUCUCAUUUUUCAGAGGUGGUCGUGUCACAGCUUUGAACUAGCAUAAUAUGAGCCUCCGUGUUCUUAAAUAAAAUUACCAGAUUUUACUAAUUUCAUGACGUAAAGUCAUGAUUUUAUUAAGGACACGGAGGCGAGUAUUAUCCCACCCGAUGCAGGUAAGUGGUGCCCUCCCAUAGCUAAGUGGUCAAUAAGUUUGUUACGAGUUCAGAUUACUACAACAUAAUGCAGGUAUUGACAGGUUUUGGUUAGAGGAUAAUCUGGGUUUUGGUGGCAUAUAUUUCGAUGUCUAAUUCUGUUCAAAAGUCCAGAAACAUAUUUUACCAGUUUGUUUCUCUGUUCCUUUCAGCUUCAUGA